GGACCUGCUGAUCCGCUCUGCUUGGCGAGAGCUCCCGCUCAACACUACAGCAGCUUCCCGCGCACUAACGUGACCACAACUCAACCGCCGAUUGGCACCAGAGUCCAGCUUUCUGCUGCCUGCCCAACAAACAUUCGGGAUCGCUGGUUUGGAGGUGACAACACCAACGGUCAACCAGUUCGAAGCAUCGCGACGCCCCUGACGCCGUGUCGGCGAGCAAACUCAAACCAGUCAAAGCAAACACGCCAGUCAGACAGGCUCCGUUUGAAACUCUGCAACAACACUGCCAGUCGACACCCGCCGCGCUCCCACACUCCUUCCCAUGUCCCACGCACCCUGGGAUUACAUCGCAAAGCUCGUAUGCAUAGGCGACUCGGGAUGCGGUAAAUCGUCACUCACCAUCCGUCUCUGCGAGGGGCGCUUCGUCACCCACCACGAUGUGACCAUCGGCGUGGAAUUCGGUUCGCGCAUCGUGCCCGUCGGGCCACCCUAUUCCACUACCGCCGCCAGCCCGGCCACCACCGCCGUCUCCGGCUCUUCCCUCCCGCCAGCCGCCUCCUCGCCACCAACGCCAACCACCAAAGAAGCAAGCGGGCUCCCCUUACCGCGCACAGUCCCCACCGGGGCCGCUGCCCAGCCCAACCAGCCUCAAAAGCACAUGAAGCUCUCCCUCUGGGACACGGCCGGCCAGGAGACCUACAAGUCCGUCACGAGGUCCUACUUCCGCGGCGCGUCCGGCGCGCUGCUCGUCUUCGACCUGACGCGCAAGUCCACCUUCCAGCACGCGACCGACUGGCUGAACGACCUGCGGCAGAUCGCCGAGCCGGACAUCGUCGUGGUGCUGGUGGGAAACAAGGCCGACCUGGCUUCGCCGAGCGCGGUGGACGACCCAGACGCAGAUGCAGGCACGGCAGGGAAAACAGGGGGAGGCGACGGCAGCGGGGCCAGGGCCGGGGGCGAAAACAGGAGGGAGGUGACGCGGCAGGAGGCGGAGGACUGGGCGCGUCGCAACGGGGUGCUCGAGUAUGUCGAGACGAGCGCCAAGAGCGGGGAGAACGUCGAGAUGGCGUUCAUGCGGGUGGCCGAGCGCAUCUUCCAGAACAUCCAGGCCGGCAAGUACGAUUUGAAUGACCGGCGCUCGGGGGUCAAGGGACCAAGCGCGGGCGGAGCGGCAACGGUUGGAAGAGCGGGUGAGACGGUGACAUUAAAGCCCCAUGUGGUGUACAAGAACUCCAUCCGGGAGGGGUGUUGUUGAGAGCAGUCUGUGACUGAUCAUGAAGAGUGGAUGUAUGUGGAUCAACAACGGGUAUUCUGACGUAUUUACUCG
Messenger RNA from Thermothielavioides terrestris NRRL 8126, 1327 nucleotides. RefSeq lists its product as uncharacterized. Gene Ontology annotation, cellular component: endosome. Gene Ontology annotation, molecular function: GTPase activity; GTP binding. Lineage: Eukaryota; Fungi; Ascomycota; Sordariomycetes; Sordariales; Chaetomiaceae. Gene Ontology annotation, biological process: regulation of endocytosis. The transcript is spliced from 2 exons. The record is from RefSeq and is a predicted model, not a curated record. Bases 323 to 1255 code for a protein of 310 amino acids.